AUGUUGGAUGUGAUUCCGGCAUGUGUCAUCAUGCGGAGUGCAGCAGUUGCUGGUGCAUCUGCAGACCUUGAACCCGAACAUGUUGUUUGGCGGAUCUUUGAGAUUAGCUUCACGGUUUUCUUCAUAGGGGAAAUCAUUGUCAAGAUGCGAGACUAUCUCUUCGGUGCAGACUGGCACCUUGGAUUUGUUCACAUGUUGCGUUUGUCCUCGCCUUUGACAUAUGAGGAUAUUGGCAUUACGGAGAUCAGUUCCGCCACUUCAGCUGGGGGUGAGGGUGCAGACACUGGAGCAAUGAGUUCAUUGAAGAUGUUGAAGUUGGCACGCUUGGGACGGAUUGUGCGGCUGUUGAAGUUCAAGAUCUUUACAGAGCUGAAGCUCAUGAUUCAGGGUGUUUUCACCGGACUUCGUGUGCUCUUUUGGGCUGUGGUGCUUCUCUUUUUGGUUUUGUACCUGCUCGGCGUGGUCUCCCGGACGCUCUUUGGAAACGCGGAAGGUUUCAAUGAGUUCAGCAACUACGGCACUGUCUCCGCGGCAAUGUUCACCUGCUUCCGAUGCUUUACUGACGGAUGUUCCUCAGAGUAUGGCAUGCCCUUGCAGGAGCAGUUGCGAAGGAAGUUUGGCGCGCCUUUCUUAUUUAUCUACAUGCUUCUCUUCCUUUUUGUCACCAUUGGCAUUUUCAAUCUGAUUAUGGCAGUGUUCAUUGACAACGUCGCGGAUGGAAGCACAAAGAAGCGGCAACGCUUGUUAGGUCAAAAUGCUUCAAAGACAGCUUGGCUUAUUUCCUCGGCUUUGCGGCACAUUAUCUUGACGAACCUGUGUCAACAAGAGCAAGAGGAAGCCACAAAGGGAAACCAUCGUCGUAUGUCGAAGCUCCUCAAGGAGCAAAUCCAAAGUCUCCAAGAGAUGUACGGCUACAAGGCACAUACCAAUGCAGAGUAUGAAGAGAAGACUGAAGAGAUCCGAAAGCAAAUGGCAGAGCGUGAUGUGGUGGUCACGAGGGAGGAGUUCAACCAGUGGCUUUCAAGUGAAAAGGAGCUCAUCUCGCGACUGGACGAGUCUGAGAUUGACAUGAGUUGCAAGAGCGACCUUUUCGACGUCCUGGAUGCUGACCUAAGCGGCGAGCUAGAGUUCGAAGAGAUGGUUGAUGGACUGUUGAAAUGUCGGGGUCCUGUGUCAAAGACGGAUAUCAUUGCAAUUCGGCUAAAGUGCUCUUUGCUUAUCCGCAUGAUGAACGCCGUGUGUGAGAAGUUGGGAAUUGAUCCGUAA
Durusdinium trenchii is the source of this 1266-nucleotide messenger RNA. The record is from the annotation of a GenBank genome assembly. Lineage: Eukaryota; Dinophyceae; Suessiales; Symbiodiniaceae.